Rana temporaria (common frog) is the source of this 2197-nucleotide messenger RNA. RefSeq names its product E3 ubiquitin/ISG15 ligase TRIM25-like. The annotation marks the transcript as partial. The record is from RefSeq and is a predicted model, not a curated record. Gene Ontology annotation, molecular function: zinc ion binding; protein binding. The transcript has a single exon. NCBI's taxonomy places the organism in Eukaryota, Metazoa, Chordata, Amphibia, Anura, Ranidae.
GUUCUUAAUCUGGCCCUGCCUGUAACCCUGAAAUGUGGACAUAACUUCUGCCGGGACUGUAUUGGUCGUGUGUUGGAUACACAGGAGAGGCCUGGAAGUUAUUCCUGUCCUGAAUGUAAACAAAGCUUUAAGAAACGUCCCGUCCUUCAGAGAAAUCUGAAGCUACGUAACAUAGUGGAGAAUUUCCAGUCCACCCAUCCACAUCUGGAGGAGUCCGGGGUCUUCUGUACUUACUGUAUUCACACUCCUGUACCUGCUGUCAUAUACUGUCUGCAUUGUGAAGCUUCUCUGUGUGACAAUCACCUGAGAGUCCACAGCAAGUCGCCAGAACACGUCUUAUGUGACCCCACCACUUCCCUGGAGAACAGGAAAUGCUCUGUCCAUAAGAAGAUCCUGGAGUAUUACUGCACUGAGGACUCCUCCUGUAUCUGUGUGUCCUGCAGGCUGGAUGGAGAACAUCGGGGACACCAGGUGGAGACUCUGGAUGAGGCCUCUGAGAAGAAGAAGAAGAAACUGAGGAAUGUUCUGCAGAAACUGAUGGCAGAGAGAGAGGAGAUGGAGAAAAGAGUCCAGAGUCUGCAGAAACACAUGAGGAAAGUACAAGGACAAGCAGAUGAUGAAACAGAGAGAGUCACUGUCCUGUUCAGAGACCUCAGGAGACGUCUGGAAGACCUGGAGAAGAGAGUCCUGAGGGACAUCUCCGGGCAGGCAGAGCGGAUCUCCAUGUUAAUCAAUGAUCUUCUCCAGGAUCUGGAAAUAAAGAAGGAGGCGCUGUCCAGAAAGAUGGGGGACAUUGAGAAGCUGUGUAACAUGACGGAUCCACUGACUGUCCUCCAGGAAUCAGACACAGGUGACUUGUGUGAUACUGAGGAUGGAGAUGAUGAGGAAUCAGACACAGGUGACUUGUGUGAUACGGAGGAUGGAGAUGAUGAGGUCAGAGAUAGACGUGAUCUACUCCUCCAUGAUGGAGGGGAUCUGGAUGUGACGGGGAUCUCACUCACAUUACACAAAGGUUUAUCUGAUAUCAUGUCUGGGGUAAAUGUAGAGAAAUGUACAGGCACACAUGUCUAUCCACAUUCUACUACAAAGAGCGAAGGUCACACCAAUGCUAAACCAUCCAGGAGACGUCCCCAACCCUCCCCCACCAUACAACACUCACAUCAUCAGGCUGGAGGACCAAAUGCUAGGUCAGUACAGAAAACAUCGGGGGUGUCGGGGGUUACAGACAUAUUACUGGAUGUGAGGACAGCUGGUAAUGAUCUGCAUAUAUCAGAUGACAGGAAAACUGCAUCCUACUCAUCAUCACAUCAGAAUCGUCCAGAAACACCAGAGAGAUUUCAGGGUCCUCAGGUGAUGAGCAGUCAGAGGUUCUCCUCAGGAAAACAUUACUGGGAAGUGGAUGUCGGAGGGUCAGAGUACUGGAUAGUCGGGAUGUGUUACCCCAGUAUAGACAGUAGAGGAGAUCAGUCAGAGUCUGGAUGUAAUAAGAAGUCCUGGGGUUUGGAGAGGUUGGGGGAUAAUCAGUACACAGUGAAACAUGACAAUAAUAACAUCUCAUUUCCCAGAAAUGCCUCCAGUGACAGAGUCAGGAUAGAUCUGGAUUAUGAGGCUGGGCGGAUCUCCUUUUAUGAUCUGUGUGACCCGAUCCGACACCUCCACACCUUCACCACCACCUUCACUGAGCCCCUCCAUGCUGUGUUAUGGGUCGGGGAAUAUGGAGGUCAAAUAAAGAUAUCUGGGGGGAAUCAGAGGUGAGAAAUCCGCCCAGAGACUGGUGACAUCACAGGGUGGAGAAUCUGAUUGAUUAAAUCAAUAGAAUCAAAAGAAGUGUGGAAAACAUUAUUAUUUAUAAAUCUGCAGGCUCCGGGGCCGUCAUCUUCAUCCUAAAGCUCACUUCACUACCUAGUGUGUCACUGACCAGGAACAAGCAUGCAGGAGGGCAGAUUGGUCAGACUUCACUGGCUGCAUGCUUGUUCUGGGUCAGGGAAACAGGAGGUAUUGUAGCCAGGAUUGGGGUGAUAACCCUGGAGCCUGCACCUUAAAAAUGUAUUUAGAGCAAAAAUGUUUUUUGGUUUCAGUUUUGGAUGGCACAAUGUUGUCACCAUGACAGAAAGUGAGGGAAAAACUUUCUAAUGUAGUCCUGGAUAGCAGUAAAAACCUGACAGGGGUUCUACUCCUCUCCCAUCUAUCCAAAACU